CGUAUUCAAGCACAUGGACCAUGUUUUUAUGAUCCUAAAACCUGCUUCAGAUUAGAUGCACGAAAUUAUCAUACGGCAAUUAAUAGCUGGGGACAAACUCAUUAUCUUCAUAAACAUUUCAAAAGUUCUACUAGAUAUUACGCAUUUAUUUGGGACAAGAAGAUUAUUAUAAAUAGUUGAUAUUCCCGAAACCGGUAUCAGUGCAAAGAUGAGAGCCAUUACAGUAGGUUUAGUGUUAAUUUUGGGAGUGGUUUGUGUUUUGGAGCUAGAUGCAGCACCGGCCCUAACUCUGAGUAAGGGCAUUAACCUUGGCAAGGAAACCUCGAUAGGUUCUGGAGCUGGACCUGGAGGUGGUUUUGGAUUUAGUUCUUCAAAAAAUCGAGAUAUUGGCAUUGGAGUGCGACAUACUAACAAAAACGAUAAAAAGCAGGAAUCCAGUUCAGGACAUGAAAGUUCUGGCCAUGGUAGCGGCGGAGGUUAUGGACAAGGUGGUGGGGGAGGCUCUGGACACGGUAGUGGAGGAGGCUAUGGACAUGGUGGUGGGGGAGGCUCUGGAUACGGAAGUGGAGGAGGUUACGGACAAGGAGGAGGUGGCGGUGGUGGAGGCGGAGGAGGCGGUGGAGGUAGUGGAGGAGGAUACGGACGGUAAUGAGGAGGUAAAAAGCCGAGCAUACUCCAAUAAAGUAUAAGGCUAGAACUUAGAACUACCUUUCCCACCAGUGAGCUGGAUGCCUUCACGAAAAAAAUGUAUAUGUGCCAAAUUGUAUAGUAUUUUGUAAUAAUAUAUUCCUGCCAAUAAAUUUUAUUAUUAAUGUU
Acanthoscelides obtectus is the source of this 816-nucleotide messenger RNA. NCBI's taxonomy places the organism in Eukaryota, Metazoa, Arthropoda, Insecta, Coleoptera, Chrysomelidae. The record is from the annotation of a GenBank genome assembly.